Myotis myotis is the source of this 1570-nucleotide messenger RNA. RefSeq names its product glycine receptor alpha 3 (gene GLRA3). The transcript is spliced from 10 exons. Gene Ontology annotation, molecular function: glycine binding; transmitter-gated monoatomic ion channel activity; extracellularly glycine-gated chloride channel activity. Gene Ontology annotation, cellular component: synapse; neuron projection; plasma membrane. The record is from RefSeq and is a predicted model, not a curated record. Gene Ontology annotation, biological process: nervous system process; chemical synaptic transmission; chloride transmembrane transport. The coding region runs from base 16 to 1404 and encodes 462 amino acids. NCBI's taxonomy places the organism in Eukaryota, Metazoa, Chordata, Mammalia, Chiroptera, Vespertilionidae.
AUAUCUCUCCGUAUCAUGGCCCACGUGAGACACUUUCGGACAUUAGUUUCGGGAUUUUAUUUCUGGGAAGCAGCACUGUUACUCAGUUUGGUUGCAACAAAGGAAACAAAUAGUGCAAGAUCUAGAAGUGCUCCAAUGUCACCUUCUGACUUUCUGGAUAAAUUAAUGGGGAGGACAUCAGGGUAUGAUGCAAGAAUCAGACCCAAUUUUAAAGGUCCUCCAGUUAAUGUCACAUGCAACAUAUUCAUAAACAGCUUUGGCUCUAUUGCUGAGACAACCAUGGAUUACAGAGUGAAUAUCUUUCUUCGUCAGAAAUGGAACGAUCCUCGCCUUGCAUAUAGUGAAUAUCCUGAUGACUCUUUAGACCUAGAUCCUUCCAUGUUGGACUCCAUUUGGAAACCUGACCUGUUCUUUGCCAAUGAAAAGGGUGCCAACUUUCACGAAGUUACUACAGACAACAAACUGUUAAGAAUUUUCAAGAAUGGAAAUGUUCUUUAUUCAAUAAGAUUGACAUUAACACUUUCCUGUCCAAUGGAUCUCAAGAAUUUUCCGAUGGAUGUGCAAACGUGCAUAAUGCAACUGGAGAGUUUUGGAUACACAAUGAAUGAUCUCAUUUUUGAAUGGCAAGAUGAGGCACCUGUACAAGUGGCAGAAGGACUCACUCUGCCCCAAUUUCUGUUGAAAGAAGAGAAAGAUUUACGAUACUGCACUAAACAUUACAACACAGGAAAGUUUACAUGUAUAGAAGUGCGAUUCCAUCUUGAACGACAAAUGGGAUACUAUCUGAUCCAGAUGUAUAUUCCCAGUCUCCUGAUUGUUAUUCUGUCAUGGGUUUCAUUCUGGAUCAAUAUGGAUGCUGCUCCGGCCAGGGUAGCUUUGGGAAUAACUACUGUGCUGACUAUGACCACACAGAGUUCAGGAUCCCGAGCUUCCUUACCAAAGGUAUCAUAUGUCAAAGCUAUUGACAUUUGGAUGGCAGUGUGCCUCCUUUUUGUGUUUGCAGCACUUCUGGAAUAUGCAGCUGUAAAUUUUGUAUCAAGACAACACAAAGAACUUCUGAGAUUUCGACGAAAGAGAAAGAAUAAGACAGAAGCUUUUGCAUUGGAGAAGUUUUACCGUUUCUCAGACACGGAUGAUGAGGUAAGGGAAAGUCGGUUCAGCUUCACUGCCUAUGGCAUGGGGCCGUGCCUGCAAGCAAAAGAGAGUGUGACCCCCAAGGGCCCAAACCGUCCUGUCCAGGUAAUGCCAGAAAGCCCUGAUGAAAUGAGGAAGAUCUUCAUCGACCGGGCCAAGAAGAUUGACACCAUCUCCCGAGCCUGCUUCCCAUUAGCCUUUUUGAUUUUUAAUAUUUUCUACUGGGUUAUCUAUAAAAUUCUUAGGCAUGAGGAUAUACAUCAGCAAUGAGAUUAAGUCUCGGGGGUCAUGCAAGUGCAAACAGUCAAUUCGAAAGUGUCUUCGCCAUAAGGGUGUGUGUGUGUGUGUGUGUGUGUGUGUGUGUUGUGUACAAAUGAUGACCAUUAUAUUAAAAUGCAUAGAGGAAGGGAUUAUUAUGAUUUGCUAUGCAAAGUCA